UACCAGCAGACCCGAACCGGAUACAGCACAACAGAAUAAAACGACACGACACGACACGACACGAAUCGAACCCUUCCGAUACAAGACGAACGCAAAAUGACGGCGAUCCGAAUCACCACGUGCACUGUCGUAGCUCUAGCUUGCUAUCUUAGCUUCCAAACGCAAACCUCUCUUGCGUUUACGACGACGGCGGCGGCGACGAAAGCGUGCCAGAAACCGGGAGUUCCGCAGCAGCGAUGCGAUCGCUUCGCCACGGUUUUGAACUCGACGCCAGAACCCGAAGGGCCCGGCGACGAGGAAGAACCACAAAUGCCCACCGCCUACGUUCCCCCGGCACCGGCACGAAACACCCCCCAGCAGGUAGCGCAGCGGCGUAUGGACCCCCUCAUGGCCUCGCUCACGAGGGACACCUCCAAUGCCGCUCCRGACCAACCCACGCAGAACGUACCCUUCUUUGGGGAAAUCCCGGCCGACGGCACCCUCCUCCUCCUGGUCCCCGCCGUCCUCUUUGCCUCCCUCGGAUUCCUCAUGAGCAUCGUGAUCGCCGUGCAAUCCUCGGACCAGAUCGUAGAAUCGUUUUCGAAGGUGGGCGACACCGUGGCGCAGACGGCCAUCGAACGAACCAAUCGAGUCUACGACGAAAACACCUGCCGUGGUUUUUGCGGCAGUCCGCAGCAGGAGGAUGUUGAUGCGCUGCAAAAUUUCAUGGAAUCAAUCACGCGAAGUGCAAGGGAAGGCAAACAAUAAAACAAACAAGUCGAUCGAAWUAAACGCCCGCUAUCUUGUCUCCUGCGUGAAAACUGGUUGUGGAGCUAUAAUCACCCCUAGAAACCAAAUCAAUUCGAUGGCACAAGAGAGAAAUCCUUUGCUUGUUUAGUUUGAUCACUCAAAACUCUUUUGGUUCGACMMACUUUAUUCUUUCGGUUCAACCCUUGGUGAAUCUGGAUCGUACAAGCACAACUGUAGCAGGGCACAAAAAGGUAGAAUCGAUCAAAAAACAGGCAUAACUGUA
Messenger RNA from Pseudo-nitzschia multistriata, 1012 nucleotides. The record is from the annotation of a GenBank genome assembly. NCBI's taxonomy places the organism in Eukaryota, Bacillariophyta, Bacillariophyceae, Bacillariales, Bacillariaceae.